Molecule: messenger RNA, 1199 nt
Organism: Piliocolobus tephrosceles (Ugandan red Colobus)
Lineage: Eukaryota; Metazoa; Chordata; Mammalia; Primates; Cercopithecidae
Gene: TNFAIP8L2
Product: TNF alpha induced protein 8 like 2
Exons: 2
Coding region: 146-700 (184 amino acids)
Biological process (GO): negative regulation of T cell activation; regulation of apoptotic process; negative regulation of inflammatory response
Cellular component (GO): cytoplasm
Source: RefSeq, a predicted model, not a curated record
GGCGGGGCUCAAGGGGUGGGGCCAAGCCAAAGGGCUCUCACACUAAGUGAAGCUUCUCCAUUCUGUAAGCUUUCCCGGAACAUCCAAGGCAAGACUGGCACCCAGCACAGCAGUGACUGACCACAUACCCCACUCUCCAGGACCCAUGGAGUCCUUCAGCUCAAAGAGUGUGGCACUGCAAGCAGAGAAGAAGCUACUGAGUAAGAUGGCGGGUCGGUCUGUGGCUCAUCUCUUCAUAGAUGAGACAAGCAGUGAGGUGCUAGAUGAGCUCUACCGUGUGUCCAAGGAGUACACGCACAGCCGGCCCCAGGCCCAGCGCGUGAUCAAGGACCUGAUCAAAGUGGCUGUCAAAGUGGCUGUACUGCACCGCAAUGGCUCCUUUGGCCCCAGUGAGCUGGCCCUGGCUACCCGCUUUCGCCAGAAGCUGCGGCAGGGUGCCAUGACGGCACUUAGCUUUGGCGAGGUAGACUUCACCUUCGAGGCUGCUGUUCUGGCUGGCCUGCUGAUCGAGUGCCGGGAUGUGCUGCUGGAGUUGGUGGAACACCACCUCACGCCCAAGUCACAUGGCCGCAUCCGCCACGUGUUUGAUCACUUCUCUGACCCAGGUCUGCUCACAGCCCUCUAUGGGCCUGACUUCACUCAGCACCUUGGCAAGAUCUGUGACGGGCUCAGGAAGCUGCUAGAUGAAGGGAAGCUCUGAGAGCCCUGAGUCUAGCACAUUCCACUUUGACAAAAUGGCUGACUGAGAAAACACAGAUAAUGAGCUUCCUAACCCUGCUCAGCUGCCACUAACGCUUUUCAAUCUUCAGGCUUCAUUCCUUCCCAAGAGUGCUUUUGACUCUGAGACCAGCCCAUCCCCAAACAGCUGGUGGAGAAGGAGCAAUGCUGAGGGGUAAGGCCUCUCUCCCACUCCAGCCCCAGGACAGGAAACAGAACUGCCUGAAAAAGGUGAAGUGAAACUUGGAUCUCUAUUUCUCCCAUAAGGGACUUCUGAAACAGGGAAGCCCCCUCCCAUGUGAACCAAGGAAAGGAGGCACAGCCCAGAGAACCCCUUUGGGGACACUAAAGACAGAAGAGGGGAAGGUGACCCUUAGAAACAGAGCUUGGACAGAUGCCAGAGGCUCUGUUCCAGCGUGCAGGAGGAAGGGGCUAGGGCAGGGGAGAUUCUCACAGGGGAAAUAAAACUACUAGAAUAUGCA